Messenger RNA from Penicillium argentinense, 1998 nucleotides. RefSeq names its product transcription factor domain-containing protein. Gene Ontology annotation, molecular function: RNA polymerase II cis-regulatory region sequence-specific DNA binding; zinc ion binding; DNA-binding transcription factor activity, RNA polymerase II-specific. Gene Ontology annotation, biological process: DNA-templated transcription; regulation of transcription by RNA polymerase II. NCBI's taxonomy places the organism in Eukaryota, Fungi, Ascomycota, Eurotiomycetes, Eurotiales, Aspergillaceae. The record is from RefSeq and is a predicted model, not a curated record. The transcript has 6 exons. Bases 1 to 1998 code for a protein of 665 amino acids. Gene Ontology annotation, cellular component: chromatin.
AUGGAGGAUGUCGUCGGAAUGGAGCUGCCCAAUAUGCCCCUCGACAUUCAGUCGACCAGAGCAUCUCAAACGCCAUUCUACGAUAACAUUCGGCCGUUCAGCUGUGAGUUUUGCAACUCGACAUUCAAUCGGAGGGAUGUCCUCAAGCGCCACGAAAGGACUUGCAAGUCACGGUGUUCGUUUGGCACCGAACACCAGCCCUUGGAGGUGGAGGAGAGCUGCCCUUCGGAUGACAGAGCACAAAAGCGACAUCGCGUUUCGGUAUCCGCUAGUGGGAUAGACUUAAGAGCAGCCCCAGGUCCUUUUCCGCUCGCCGCAGAAACAACUCUGGACCCUCGAUAUGUGGACUUGCCACAUCUGUCCUCAUCUUUCACCGAGCCAAGCACGACAAUCAAUCCUCAUUUGCACUGCCAGAGUGAGUUAGUCUGGCGCGGGAAUGAACUUGCACUCUCAAACAGCACAUUUGAUCCCAUCGGUAGCGAUAAUGAGCCAGCAUUGAACAUGCCAUCGCCCCUCGAUUUCUCGUCCCUUGACUGCUUUCUGUUCCCUCAAAUGAAUACCGAUCUAUUCAUCGCGGAGCGAUUAGAAUUCAUGGCAUAUUUUACCAGCACGCAAGGGAUGAGAACAUUUUCCGAUCAAGAAUCCUUCCGACGGAGGCAGAAAAUGGCCCACGAUGCACACGAAGCAAAAUAUGCCCUGACUCAAAACGGAGGGCUCGACGGAAGUGACAUACCUGAUCUCAAGUGCCAGGAGCUGAUCGGAGACAUUCGAGACAUCGUCUCCAACAAACGAAAUGACGACGUGAUAACCCUGGAAUGGACGGCGUCGACCGAGCAGAUGUGCAGAGGCUUCUUCACAGCAUCAAAAACCCGCCGGUUCCUAGAUUACUUCUGGUCUCUCUGGUAUCCGCACUGCCCGAUCGUCCACAAACCCCUUUUCGAUGCGUCCUCCGCGUCUCCAGCAUUACUGUGCGUGAUGCUGAUAAUCGGAGCAUGUCUUUCGCCAGAUGAAAGCGAUCGAUCGACAGCACGGAAAUGGCUCGACUGUGUCGAGGAGCUGAUCUUUCGUCACUCUUAUUUUCGAAGUGAUCGGGAGCUCUCGCCUGAGCAGCGCCGUCCGAGGAAAGAGAUUGUGCAGUGUAUUCAAGCUGCUUAUCUGGUCAGUUCUUUGCAGAAACGUGAGGGCUCUGCGGAGGCGCAGGCGAGGAUCCGACGACACAGACAUGCCUCUAUGGUGGCGCUGGCAAGACAUAUCGGGCCAAGAAAGGCGUCUCAUAGGCACCUCGAGCUUAAUAAAGCGUCGAAUACCUGGUGGCAGCAGUUUGCUGGAGAAGAGGAACUGAUUCGAACUAUUAUCUUCGUGUUUCUCAUCGAUGCCGCCUUGACCAUAUUCCACAAUUCCCCACCACGAAUGGUCGUCCCAGAAUUGAAAAUGGACGUGGCUUGUCCAGAAGCCUGCUUUCAAGCAGAGUCAGCCGGAGAAUGCAUGAGGCAGCUCAAAUUCUGGGCAAAAACUAGGUUCUGGAAACACAGACUAUCCAUUGUUUCGGUCGUCCGACGCAUUUGUCAGUCCGCCAUAGAUGAGAGUCUUGUCCAAGAGUUCUCACAAUUGGGGACUUUGAACCUCUUCACCAUGGUGCAAUCAAUUCACUCGCUAAUGUUCCACCUUCACAACUCCCUCGUCUUUGAGUCAACGCUAGCUCCCAUCCAGACCGGUCUUGAGAACUGGCACCACAUCUGGAAUGUGCGCAUCCCAGAGGAUAACGAUAUCCCAGAUAUCCCCGGCAAUCUAUGGAAACAGGUCGGAUUCCUCCGUCAUGCCUCUGAAUUCUGGCAUCUGGCUCGGCUGCUCCUUGGGAAGAUGAUAUCGUCAAGUCAUAGUGAUCACGAUGAGCUGGAAGAGACUACGCAGCAGAUGUCUAGAUAUGAUCAUUCCGAUAUGGGAGAUGUGAAUGAGCUGAUUAUGGACUAUAGAAGGAUGGAAUUGGGGGUUGUGUGA